Molecule: messenger RNA, 2993 nt
Organism: Colletotrichum scovillei
Lineage: Eukaryota; Fungi; Ascomycota; Sordariomycetes; Glomerellales; Glomerellaceae
Product: regulator of conidiation-1
Exons: 5
Coding region: 68-2914 (948 amino acids)
Molecular function (GO): protein binding
Source: RefSeq, a predicted model, not a curated record
AAGUAACGUCUUAGGAACUGAGAUCAGCCGGGAAGAUUACGAAGAGAACUCAAACGCGAUUUUGAGAAUGGCGGACCCUGAGAUUUCCCAAGCCGCACGCCGCUGCUACGACAGUCUCUCGAGUCUUGCCCAGGAGUUCGAAAAGAGCAGAAACACAUGGGAGCAUGAACUCACAGAAAGAGACUUCGCGCAACUGCUUGAAAGAUUCGAGCAAUGGGCUGGGAACCUGGGCGCUCUUCGACAGCCUAGCUCCAAGCUAUCGCUCGACCAUCGCCUACGCGAUAGUCCCACGGUCAGAGCCUCCAUUUUCAGCAUACUUGAGGACUUGAACGAGUCUGCCAAAAUGGCUACAGAGAUCGUCUCAGGCCGUCGACCUAACAGAGUCAUGCCGACAUUGGACAUUACUGAUGAAGAAUUGGAGGAAUUCGAUAUUUCCUCCAGCAGUUCUGAGUCAGGCGCAUCUACUACUUCGAACAGCACUCGGGAUAGUCGAAACGGCAAACCCUCGGAGAUACAGAAGCUUCUAUCAGCAAUCAGGACAAGCCUCAACAGCCUAUUCAAAGCUUCAGUAUUCAUCCGCAAAUUCGCGCCCGAGGACAGACGCCAACGAGCCUCCAAAACGAAGCCUUUCGUAAACACUGCUGAUUUGAUGUACAUCAAAGAUAAGUACAGUAUCCUCUGGGAAACCAACGAACCUCUGGCAAUACGUCUAGCGGAGGCAAAUGCUCGGCGGAGACAAUACUUCAAAUAUCGUCAGCAACAUCAAGAAAAGUUGGCUUCCCAACAAGAUGGCAUAAUCAUGGGCAGAAGAGACGCCCAUCUACAGGCCGAGCCCAAGCCAAUUGAUAGAGAACCCCUCCCACAAGGGUCAAUCGUGUCUGCUAUGACCAAGCCUAGCAUUCUAGCGGAGACUGAAGCCACGGAAUUCGUGAGAAACAAAGAACCAGAGACCCAAUUUUUCGCAUUUCAAAGUCCAGAGCCUGCCAUGUCGGUCUUCUCGAUGGCGACCACAGUUGUGGAAGCUUCUGAUGCAGAACUUCAAUUUCCGCCGAUACCUCAGGAGGGGCAGAAGAGCGAUUCGUUCUUGUGUCCGUAUUGCUUGGAAAUUGUUCUCUGGCAAACGAAGAACAAAGAAGUGCAAUGGCGGAAACACAUCAUCCAUGACUUGGAGCCAUACGUGUGCCUUGACCAGAACUGUACUUUGGAUACCUUUAAUUCGGCUCAUACCUGGUUUGAGCACGAGUUACUAGCCCAUCGUACGUUUUGGGAAUGUCCAUUGUGCGCUAAUACGGUUCAGAACUCCGAGGAUAUGCAAGAACACAUGCAUAACUAUCAUAAAAGCGAUGUAGUGGCCAGUCAGCUUUCGUCGCUUAUUAGCCAAUGCAAGCGACCAGCAAGGCAAAUUUUGGCCAGCGAAUGCCCAUUCUGUGACGACGAGUGGGCUAUCGUUGAGCCGCACGCCGGGUCGUCUACGCAGACUGACAUCAAGGACGAAAUUGAGAAUGCUGACGUUUAUGUCGAUGCAGAUUCAUUUCGAAAACAUGUCGGCCAUCAUCUUGUACAGCUUUCUCUCUUUUCUCUCCCACGACUUUACUCAGGUGAAGUCGGAGAUUUGAACAGUGCAGGCGCUGUCCCGGAUGGUGAGAGAUAUUCCCAAGAGGGUACUCCGUUUCGACUAGGCCAAGAUCAUUUAUCGCGUGGCUGGCAAGUCCUGAUCAAGAGAAUGGGCACACUGGCUGCCAUCUCUCUAUUCUUCGUUUUACAAGACAAGCAAAGGCGUGGCAAUGUUUAUCCCGAUGAGCUGGCUAUCGUCACUUUCGAAUCAUUACCGCCCAGCCACAAAGACAGAGGAGAUGGAUGGUUCAUUGUCCAUAAUCCUGCUAUCCCGAAGAUGUUUGACUUCACCCUCCUACGCACGGGUCAAUUGGAUGACACAGAUACCGCUGUGUGUUUUAGUCUGCAAGGACAUUACGUCGGAAUAUGCAGCGGUCGUAUAUUUCAAGUUCUAAAUAUUGAAAGCGAAGAACCCAUUUGCAGCCUGCACUCUGAAGAGAUAGUAGGGCUGAUCGUUGAGGUGGAUUAUGAAGAUAUGUUUUACAGGGACGCCUGUUUUCAUCCGAACGGCAAUUUGUUCAUUACAUGCUCAGAGGAUAAACUGAUCCGGGUAUUUGACAUCGAGUCCCGAAGUGUCAUCCAAACGCUUGGCGGACAUGAGAAAGGUGUCUACAAGGUAAACAUGUCAAAAAAUGGCAAGCUUCUUGCUUCUGGGAGUGCAGAUUGCACGGUUCGACUCUGGAGCACCACUACCUGGGAGUGUUUGCACCUUGUUCAGUUACCAAAAGUUGUUAUAGGGUUGGCAUUUUCGAACCAAAGUGACUUUCUCGUUGCUUCCACUCUCGAAGAUUUCGCGCGAGUAUGGAAAACGGACACGGCAAUAAACGUUGAAGAACCUUUGGAACAAGGCCAGACCCAAGCCAACACUUGGACGUGCUACGGCCAUUCGGACUCUAUUUAUGAUGUUCGAUUCUCUUCUGACGACAAAUACAUGAUUACAGCAUCUUAUGAUAAAUGUGCGAAGGCUUUUUCGGCUGUAAGCCAACAACGCGACGACUCGUCAAAGUCCCUGAAAUGUCUGAGAACAUUAGAGGGCCACUUGGGCCCUGUAAUGGGCGUAGAAGUUACGUCCAAUGGGUGGGCUUUGACCACCAGCACGGAUAGGAGUGUGCGAUUCUGGGACAUAGAAACCGGCAGAUCAAUUGCCAGACUGAACGUCCAUAUGGGUUCCAUGAUGUCAACGGCUGUAGGACCAAGCAGGGAGACUGGCUUUAUGUUUGCUACCGCUGGAAGCGAUUAUGAAUGGCGCUUAUGGUCUGUUUCUCUCACUAGGCCUAGAGAUUCGAUGUUAGAGGGGUAAACUUGUAGACUCUAGGCCUAGACUAUGAAGUUCUUGGAUGCCUCUCUCCAGUGCAUCAUCAUCUAUUACCUAUGUACCA